ACAUGUUAGAUUGGAAAAAUGGGCUGUUUCUCCUAACCUAGUUAUUAGUAGCAUGGCAUGUAUGAUGAAGAGAAAGUUUGAUAAGUAUUGGGAAGAAAUUCAUGGCAUUAUGGGUGUUGCUGCAAUUCUUGAUCCUAGGUAUAAGCUUGAUGGGCUUGAAUAUAAGUUUUCUAGGAUAUGUGAAGAUCCUAAUGAAUGCACAAGGAAAGUUGAGAGAAUCAAACAGGCAUGUUAUGAGUUACUUCAUGAAUAUCAAAAGAAUACAUCUAAUUCAAGCAAUAUGUCAAUGGAAUCUACACAAGAGCUUAGGGUUAAUACAGAUGAUGAUGAUGAUGUUGGUUAUCAAUUGUAUAUUAGACAAAAGAAGAAGAAAAAAUGUUCAUUUGUGAAGACAGAAUUUGAUCACUAUGUAGAGGAAGAUGUUCAUCCUUUAACUCCUGAUUUUGAUAUAUUAGCUUGGUGGAAGGUAAAUGGAGUUAGGUUUCCAACUCUUCAGAAAAUUGCAAGAGACAUAUUUGCCAUUCCUGUGUCUACUGUUGCUUCUGAGUCUUCUUUUAGCACAAGUGGCCGUAUAAUUGCUACUCAUCGUGGUAGUCUUCAUGAAGAUACGGUAGAAGCUCUUAUGUGCAAUCAAAAUUGGUUGUGGGCAGAAUAUUAUAAAAGAGGUGGAAAACCUGAUUAUCAAACUGCUAAUGAAGAUGAUGAUGCAUUUUAUGAACUGACGGAAGAAUAAUGUUGCAAGAACUUGGAAUUAAAAGAAAUGUUUGAAGACAUUUAUCU
Arachis ipaensis is the source of this 780-nucleotide messenger RNA. Lineage: Eukaryota; Viridiplantae; Streptophyta; Magnoliopsida; Fabales; Fabaceae. The record is from RefSeq and is a predicted model, not a curated record.